CCAAAGCAUGAGUGCUGCAUGCAUCUCAGGUUGUGUUUGGAGAUAUGGUGCCCACAGCAGCCAGCGGGCUGUCCCCUCAUCUCCCCUCACCUGUACCUGUCCCACUGUGCAUUUUUUUCUCUCUCCCCCCACUGCCCUUUUGUUCCCUUUCCUAGUGAAAUAUUUUCCUCCUGUGCAGGGGAAAUCCAGUGGCUUUCGGCGGCGAGCAUCAUACAGACAGGAAUGUCUUGGCACGCUGAGCUUUCCAUUAGGAAAACAGAUGUUUGUGCAGCAGCUGCGGUUCUGCAGAGAGCUUCCCCCAGCCUUGCAGUGCAAGAACUAGCUGUGCAGGGAGGGAAUGGUGAUGAGGACCCCAGCCCCUGUCCAAGAUUGCUCCAGGAUGGACUCAAGCAAAGGGCACGAUGGGCAGGCACUUUGUGCCACCUUUGUUUUUCCUCACCUUCCAAAAAGGCCGGGAGCUCUGGGAGUGAUUGGGGUCUCAGGCUCCAAAGCCUUCCGUGAUGUUGCCACCAGGAUCAGAACCCUCAUUUGUCCUGUGGAGGAAAGUGAAUGUAUGGAGAUCUUGAACCACUCAGGAAGUGCCCACACUACAGAGGCAUACCUGCGUGCGGUGGACGUGAAGAUCCUACAGCAGCUGGUGGCAGUCAACGAGGGCAUCGAGGCAGUGAAAUGGCUGCUGGAGGAGAAGAGCACGCUGACCAGCCGCUGCAGCAGCCUGGCCAGCAGCCAGUACAGCCUGGCAGGCAGCCAGACGGCCUCGCGGCGGGGCAGCUGGGACAGCCUGCAGGACCCCCCCGACAAGCUGGACAGCAUCUCCAUCGGCAGCUACCUGGACACGCUGGCUGACGACAUGGAUGAGUAUUCCCAAAAUGCUGCCGAGCUCCCCAGAGCUCUGGCAAGGGCUGAGCAGGACUGGGGCAGGAUGGACCCCGAAAGGGGUUUCACGAAGCAGGAGAAGGGCAGAGCGGAGCACGAGUGGCCCCACGCAGACCUCAGCCCGGACCGGAGCUGCCCAGACCUGCAGCGCUUUGCUAAGGAGCCUCAGGUGGCCAAUGGCUACUCAGGCAAAGAGCCCAAAUCGGGGCCUGGGGAAAGGCUGGGGAAGGGGAACAUGGGUGGGAAGGCUCGGAAAGCCGAGGCCAACUUGGAGAACUGCAAACUCAACAGCGAACUGCACCUGGAGUACGAUCCCCACUGGCUCUGGCUGCAGUCUCAGGACGAUGUGACAUUCUUGUAGCCCAUGGCUCUGUGCUCCCCGCACCGCCCGCUCUGCUUCAUUGGGCUCUGCUCAGGACUGUGGUGUGGUUGGGAAUGGGAGCCACUCCUACACGUCCCAUUUGGUGGCACCGCCAUGUGCAGUGUGAGCUGUGGGGCAGGGCCAUGGGCCGGGCAUUCCAACUCAGCACUUCCAUUGUCCUUUUCCAGGCAGUGCCCACCAAGGGCAGAUGGGGUUGGGAGGAGCUGGGGCUUGGUCAGUGUUCAGUGCUGAAAGCCCUUCCUGGAGGUGAAGGUGUUUGAGAUGCCUCUGUGAAGCCACUCAGUGGGACGUGGAGCUCCAGGUUCCCUAAAUUUGUUUGAGGACUGUCCCACCACGUGACCAAGCCCUGUGUGGUGGGGUGGCCCAAGACACGUGGCUCCUCCGCUGAUGUGGAUCUGCAGCCUGGAGAUGUCCUCUCUGCCCUGUGAGCCUUGGCUUCUCGCUGUGCCUUUGACUGCCUGGCCUCUAUGCACUCAGCACCCCGGCUUGCAGAGCAUGGCUUGCACUGAGCUGUAUGCUUGCUUGGGCAGCAUCUGCGCCCUUUUUGGGAUGUUGCAGGGAAGGAUACUGGCAUUCCACAGCUUCAAGGAAGGGUUCUUCCAUGCACACGGAGAACUGAAUCCUGGCUCUGCCUUUCUUGGAGUGGUGCAAGUUGGUUCAGCACCCCCUGGAGCCAAUGGGAAACCAACACCUUCCUGGAGUGGCUGCAGGGUGAGAUCAACGUGGCCAGGAGGGCAGUUGGGUGCACCCUGGCUGCACGUGCACUUCCCUGCAUUGGUGGCCAAGAGCAGGACAGUGUCCAAAUUAUGGGAGGUGGCAUCUGCUAAGGACUCAGGGGCAUCCCAAGUCCAAACAGUCCCAUCUGCCUGCCAGCAGCUCAUGGCUUCAUGCACGGCCACCAGAGCCACUGUGUCCCCAAGGCUUUGCUUCUAGCUCUGCAUGAGAGUCCCCAGGGGGACAGGGUAAGUCCUCCAGCGCUGCUAAAAUUGCUGUCAGCAACAAUAGCUGUGGCUUAAUAAAUGGUAACUUUUCUCCAAGGC
Molecule: messenger RNA, 2298 nt
Organism: Numida meleagris (helmeted guineafowl)
Lineage: Eukaryota; Metazoa; Chordata; Aves; Galliformes; Numididae
Gene: LURAP1
Product: leucine rich adaptor protein 1
Exons: 2
Coding region: 338-1237 (299 amino acids)
Biological process (GO): positive regulation of cytokine production; positive regulation of canonical NF-kappaB signal transduction
Source: RefSeq, a predicted model, not a curated record